Molecule: messenger RNA, 2628 nt
Organism: Laetiporus sulphureus 93-53
Lineage: Eukaryota; Fungi; Basidiomycota; Agaricomycetes; Polyporales; Laetiporaceae
Product: ubiquitin carboxyl-terminal hydrolase 14
Exons: 12
Coding region: 97-2523 (808 amino acids)
Biological process (GO): protein deubiquitination
Cellular component (GO): nucleus; cytosol
Molecular function (GO): protein binding; zinc ion binding; cysteine-type deubiquitinase activity
Source: RefSeq, a predicted model, not a curated record
GUGGCACUCGCCAGUAUUUAGCGCGUGUGCACGCUUGGGCGCUUUGGGAUACGCGUUGCACGCCUUCCAUCAGUUACCAGCAAUAUUCAGUGAUCCAUGGCAGCGUGCAGUCAUCUCAGCGACAUCGCUCGUUUGCAGCCCCCAAAGCUGUCUCAGUCAGUGCACAGGGAGGAAUGCACGCAAUGCUUCGACAAUCAGGAUCACCCGUUAGGCAUUGAUGUUUGCUUGACGUGUUUCAAUGGCGGUUGUCUGGGAAGUGAGAGACACCAUGCGCGGACGCAUGUUCAGAAGAGCGGACAUUCGUUCACGUUGAAUAUCAAGCGGAAGCUCAAGCCCUCCUCUAACCGGACAGAUGAGAAGGAGCCCCCUGCGAAGCUGCAGAAGCUCGCCAUCGUCGAGGAUCGUGACGAAGACAAGUACGACUUCAAGACCGUGCUCAAGUGCUGGAAAUGCGAUCCGCAGAACGGGCUCGAGAUCCCAGAUGCGAUGGCCGACCCGCACGUCAAGGCGCUCAGCGACGGCGUGAUGAAGUCGUUGUCUUCUGCACGCCAGUCAGAGGUCAAGGCUUGGGAGGAGGAGAUCACGCCGUGCGAGCAUACGCUGACGCUGCAACAGCAGGCUACGGGACAUAUUCUCGCUUCGGGGCUCGCCCAUUGCUCAAAGUGCGACUUGAAGGAGAACUUGUGGCUUUGUCUCACAUGUGGUUCUCUCGGUUGCGGACGUCAGCAGUUCGGCGGCCUCGGUGGCAAUGGACAUGGUUUGCAGCAUUAUGAGGAGAGCCAUCAUCCAGUCAGCGUCAAACUAGGAACGAUCACGCCAGAGGGCGACGCAGAUAUCUACUGUUACACAUGCAAUGAUGCAAAGACGGAUCCCGAGCUCGCUGCACACCUCGCUACGUUUGGUAUCAACGUGCAGACGCAGACAAAGACGGAAAAAUCCAUGACGGAGCUACAAAUCGAGCACAACCUCAAAUUCGACUUUUCGCUUACAGAUGAGUCCGGCAAGGCGCUCGAGCCCGUCUUCGGACCUGGCCUCACUGGCCUCUCCAAUCUAGGCAACAGCUGCUACAUGGCCUCGGUCAUCCAAACCCUCUUCUCCCUACCGGCCUUCCGCGAGAGGUACCUUCCCUCCGCUGCAGCGCACUGGCAGGCCUGCACGGAAUCGCUCCCGGCGAACUGUGUCGACUGCCAGAUGUACAAGCUUGCGGAUGGCCUGCUUUCCGGGCGCUACUCACACCCACGUCCGGCCUCAGCCCCAAGAGACCCGAAAGCAACGAAUCCGCUCGCACACGACUCUCCCACUCCCGUGUUCCAGGAAGGUGUGCGCCCAAGUGGGUUUAAGGCUCUCGUCGGGCGCGGGCAUGAGGAGUUUGCGACGAUGCGCCAGCAGGACGCGGAAGAGUUCUUCACGUACCUCUUGACCGUGCUUAAGAGGCACGCGAAGCGUAUUGGGGUGAGCGCACAGGAGGAUCCGACACGUGUAUUUGAUUUUGGAAUGGAGCAGCUGCUCCAAUGCGGAGAAUGUAAGCGGGUGAGGUACAGGGUGGACGAGAUGGAGGUCGUAAGUGUGCCUGUGCCCGCGAGGGAGAGGGGGAAGGAUGAAGAAGGAAAGACACUGUAUCAGGAGGUGGAGCUGAAGGAAUGUUUGGAUAUCCUCACAGGCACGGAAGCGCUCGAGUACAAAUGUCCAGCGUGCCAAAAGAAUGUCAUCGCGACAAAACGCUCACGAUUUGCUACUUUCCCUCAAGUGCUAGUCGUUCAUGCUAAAAAGUUCCAGUUGGUCAACUGGGUCCCUGCUAAGCUUGACAUCCCCCUCAAUGUCUCAGACUCACUGCAGCUCGACGAAUACCUUGGACGUGGCCUGCAAUCUGGUGAGAUUGAGCUCCCAGAAGAUCAAACUGCCGCUCCCGGCCUGCCCCAGUUCAACGAAGCGGCAAUGGCUCAGUUGGAAGCAAUGGGAUUCCCGGCCAUCCGCUGUCAGAAGGCGCUCCUUGCUACGGGGAACAACGAUGCGGAAACUGCGAUGGAGUGGCUUUUCGCGCACAUGGAGGACCCGGAUAUCGACUCCCCCAUCCAGGUGUCAAGCGCCGGUGGCUCCGCAUCGGAGCCAUCGCAAGAGCAAAUUAACGUGCUCUCAGACAUGGGCUUCACCCACGCCCAAGCGCGGAAGGCGCUACGGGAGACGGGCAUGGACGUCGAGCGCGCGGUAGAGUGGUUGUUCUCGCACCCUGAUGACACGGGUGAGGACGCUCCGGCGGGUGGCAGGGAGGCGUCCAAGUCCAAGUCAAGCACGGUGGGCGGGUCGACGGAGCUGCCGGCGCGUUAUCGGCUGAAGGCGUUCAUCUCGCAUAAGGGCCCGUCAGUGCACUCGGGGCACUACGUCGCGCACAUCCGAGUGGAAGACGUGGCGGUGGGUGGAGAGAGCUGGGUGCUGUUCAAUGACGAGAAGGUGGUCAAGGCGGAUGCGGAGAGCGUGCGGGAGCUGAAGAAGCUGGCGUAUCUGUACGUGUAUGAACGGGUGUAGCAGUGGACAUGGCAGUGUAAGCGAAAUGUACUAUCAUGAAUUAGCAUAUACUCGAUGACUUUAAACAGACAUGCUCAGUAGCGCAGAAGUCGGUGAAGUGGAAGC